CGCGGCCCACGUGACCGGAAGAGGAUCCUCUCGCUACGCUGCUGUUUUCAGACCAGAACUCCCCGAAGGAAAAAAAGCAGCGGCAGGUUAUAGAAACCAGAGCCCGGCUGCAGCGAGAGGAGGGCCGGCGGGGUGGCCGGAGCGGAGGCUGAAACAUGGGCCUCCUGGCGAGGCUGCGGAAAGAGUGGUUCAUCAUCGGGAUAGUGCUGGUCAUCCUGUCGGCCAAACUGCAGCCCAGUGUCGGUGUUAAAGGAGGUCCAUUAAAGCCAGAGAUAACCAUUGCUUACUUCGCCGUUUCCCUCAUCUUCUUCAACAGCGGCCUGUCUCUGAAAACAGAGGAGCUGAGGAGCGCGCUGCUUCAUGUCCGCCUCCACCUCUUCGUCCAGUCCUUCACGCUGGUCUUCUUCCCUCUGGCCAUCUGGCUGCUGCUCCAGUUCCUGGCGCUGACCGCCAUCGACCAGUGGCUGCUCAAAGGGUUACAGACGGUGAGCUGCAUGCCCCCUCCGGUGUCGUCCGCCGUUAUUCUCACCAAAGCCGUCGGAGGCAACGAGGCCGCUGCCAUCUUCAACUCUGCGUUCGGGAGCUUCCUGGGGAUCGUGGUGACCCCGCUGCUGCUGCUGCUCUUUCUCGGAUCUUCCUCCUCAGUUCCCUUCACCUCCAUCUUCUCUCAGCUCUUCAUGACCGUUGUGGUCCCCCUGAUCCUGGGUCAGGUGUGUCGCAGUUUCCUCAGGGCGUUCCUGGACCGAAGAAAGCCUCCGUUUGGCGCCAUCAGCAGCGCCGUCCUCCUCAUGAUCAUCUACACCACGUUCUGCGACACCUUCAGCAACCCCAACAUCGAGCUGGACCCCACCAGCCUGCUGCUGGUCGUCCUCAUCAUUUUCUCCAUCCAGGUCAGCUUCAUGCUGCUGACGUUCGCCUUUUCCACCAGGUCGGGAUCAGGAUUCAGUCCAGCCGACACGGUCGCCAUCAUAUUCUGCUCCACUCACAAGUCUCUGACUCUGGGUAUUCCCAUGCUGAAGAUCGUUUUCGAAGGCUACGAGCACCUGUCUCUGAUCUCGGUCCCGCUGCUCAUCUACCACCCGGCUCAGAUCCUGCUGGGCUCCAUCCUCGUUCCGACGAUCCGCAGCUGGAUGAUGAGCCGGCAGAAGUCUAGUCUGUUGUUGAGAUAGGGCCGCAUUCCAACACCUCUGUAGGCGCUGAGGGAUCAAACUAUCCAACCUGCAGCCCGUCUGAUGGGGCUUUGAGCGGCGGAGGGAUCCAGUUUUUCAAAAAAGUGCCUUUUUACGACCAACAGCAGGGACCUCAUCGUGACAGAGCAGGAUUCAGUGCUAGCCUUGAUAGCCUGUUACUCUUUUCUACAAUAACAAAAAAACAACUCACAGUUACAUAAUUUGUAUUAUUAUAUAUUUAAAUGAAAGGGGUUUUAUUUUUUUAUACCAUGAACAGUUAAAAAAACAAUCCCGGGGGAAAAGGAAGUGUUUUGAGGAACCAAAUGGGCGGGGUCUCUGGGACCAGUCUUUUUUAUUUUAAUUUUGUUACUUUGGUUGUUCCAGCUGUUUCUGCCAAAAAUUGUAAAUGUUUUUGUUUAACAUAAUGUUGGAUUGUAAGAUCUAAUAUAGAAAUAACAACGACA
Messenger RNA from Cyprinodon tularosa, 1633 nucleotides. It is a transcript of the gene slc10a7, whose product is annotated as solute carrier family 10 member 7. The transcript is spliced from 13 exons. The record is from RefSeq and is a predicted model, not a curated record. Gene Ontology annotation, cellular component: plasma membrane. Bases 156 to 1169 code for a protein of 337 amino acids. NCBI's taxonomy places the organism in Eukaryota, Metazoa, Chordata, Actinopteri, Cyprinodontiformes, Cyprinodontidae.